CUAACACUACUUCCGGGGCACGCGGAAAACUAGCUCAAGCAAAUGCUAUUGAAUGCUACUGUCGCAGAAAUGCUUGUAACCCAAACGUGAGCGAUGGCAUAAGACAGAUUUUCUCAGGUUAAUUUAUCAUCUGAAGCUUCCUUAUUUGGCCCCAGCUGCUGCCUCAGCACACAUAUCCACUGAGAAACAUGACAGAGCCACGCAACCCAGGCAUGUCCUCUAUCCCUCAGACAGCUCCGGUGCACACUGACUCCCCCUCUGUGGCUGUAGAGAUGGACCCAGUGGAGUACACCCUUAGGAAGCGCCUCCCACGGAAACUCCCAAAGAGACGGAACGACGUCUACGUCAACAUGAAGACAGAUUUCCGAGCUCAGCUGGCACGCUGUCAGAAGUUGCUGGAAGGUGGGGGUCACAAGGAGAUCUGUGUCCACGGCCUGGGCCUGGCCAUCAACAGGGCGAUCAACAUCGCCCUUCAGCUGCAGGCCAGCAGUCAGGGGGCGCUGCAGCUGGCAGCCAACACCUCCACAGUGGAGCUUGUGGACGACCUGGAGCCUGAAGAUCCUGAUGAGGUCGGGGAGCCCAUGACGCGAACACGCAACAAUUCAGCCAUUCAUAUUAAGGUUUUCUACCCUGACCCUCAGUGACAUGAAUAGAGGUGUGUCAGGCAGAGGUUGUCCGUGAGUCUUCAAGUACUGCUUAUUCCCUCAUAAAGCAGUAGAGGGAUAAAACUGUUUUGUCUGGUGAGACUGUGUGUGGAGACCUGCAGAGCACUGAAGAAUGGAGGACAUAGAGUGUAUGGAAUAACUUUUUUGUCAUGUGUUUUGUCAGUAGUAAAUUGUUGCUGUUGUUCCUUUUUCACCUUGCAUGUCUUAAAGCAAAAGUGGAGUUCGCCAUGUGAAACCUCAGUUUAAUUAAAUACUUGUAAACUGUGCCAAAUGUAAAUGUAUCUUUAAUUCUAACGCCCAAGUAACGGUCUGUGCAAAUGAUUUUGGUUUCAUGUCUGUAUGUUUUUUUUAAAGAUACAAUAAUUAAGAAAUACUGAUGAAUCCUAAGUUUACAUUUCAAACUGGUGUUGCUGUUGUAAGUGUCCACUAGAUGUCAGUAUUUUAAAUCUUUUUGGUUUCAGAUUGUUGAACUGUUGGUGGUGUUAAUUUUCAAAAUACCUUUGUGGUUUUCAGGAAGAUGAUGUAUAUGCUUUCUUGACAAAAAACCCCACAAAUAAAUAGGUUAUUUAAGACGA
Plectropomus leopardus (leopard coralgrouper) is the source of this 1240-nucleotide messenger RNA. RefSeq names its product POP7 homolog, ribonuclease P/MRP subunit (gene pop7). The record is from RefSeq and is a predicted model, not a curated record. Gene Ontology annotation, molecular function: nucleic acid binding. Gene Ontology annotation, biological process: tRNA 5'-leader removal. Gene Ontology annotation, cellular component: nucleolar ribonuclease P complex; ribonuclease MRP complex; nucleus. Lineage: Eukaryota; Metazoa; Chordata; Actinopteri; Perciformes; Serranidae.